Molecule: messenger RNA, 495 nt
Organism: Daucus carota subsp. sativus
Lineage: Eukaryota; Viridiplantae; Streptophyta; Magnoliopsida; Apiales; Apiaceae
Exons: 1
Coding region: 1-495 (164 amino acids)
Source: RefSeq, a predicted model, not a curated record
AUGGCCUUAGACGGCAUAGUGAACGUCAACUCCCUCUUCACCUUAGCCCUCUUCCUCGGCCUGGCCUUCAAUCCAUCCGAUACAACCUACACCCUCGUUGACGCCAAAUCCUGCAGAGCUAGCUCCUCAAUGGCGGAGCAUCUGGUUUCCUUCCACGUCUACUCGUUCAGCUCAUUCCUUUUCUCUAGCCUCAUUGCCUCCAGCCUCAAACUAACCAUAAGAAAUGCCAAGGAUGGGAACAAUGACGUGGAGGUGAACCAUGUCGCGCGUGUGAACAUGAAGAUCCUUAGAGUCGGAAUCCUGGCAUCUGCGGCCGGAUCAGUGUCUGGCUGUGUCUUCUUGAUGCUGGCUUUGGUGAACAUGGUUCAGAUUAAGCUCGGGAUAUUGUCUUGUUGGAGCUGGUACACAGUUUCAGCUAUUGCUCCUCUGGUCACAUUAGCACCUUUGGCACUUCUCAUAUACAUAUGUGUAGUGUUACAUGCCUUCACUCGCUAG